This is a messenger RNA of Lasiosphaeria miniovina, 717 nucleotides long. RefSeq lists its product as uncharacterized. The transcript is spliced from 2 exons. Lineage: Eukaryota; Fungi; Ascomycota; Sordariomycetes; Sordariales; Lasiosphaeriaceae. Bases 1 to 717 code for a protein of 238 amino acids. The record is from RefSeq and is a predicted model, not a curated record.
AUGGCUCUCAUUAACCCCGUUCACGGCCUCGUAGUGCCGUUCCUCUGCAUGUUCACCAUCCCGCUCGCCAUAUUCGCGGGCAUCACGACGGCUUUGGCGUUUUCGGUUCUCAUGUUUCGUGUCGCUGUCGUCUAUCUCGACAUCGCCCUGACGCUUAUUCCCCAGUAUUUUGUGUCCCGCAGCAGACCCCGCAUUCUUUCAUCCAGUGCCGUUUCCGGCACGGGCAACCACGAGCAUCAGCACAGCUAUUCGCGAGACGGUCGCCCACGUUCCCGCCACUCUAGUCAAGUGAGCCUGGCGUCCAUCGGAACCAUCACGCCCAUCCACGAAGACGAGGUAACACCCCUCAUCACCGAGUCUGGCCUGACGCCGUCGGUUGGCAUGGACCGUGAUUUCGAAGGCAUCGGCGGCUGGCGGCUGGACGACGACGGUGACGACGCCAACUGGGCCAACAUCAACUCCAGGCUUGAACUGCCCCUCGAGCGGUCUUCGACUCGGCGAUCGCAGAGCGCCGGCCCUGUCACGCCGGGCGAGGGGACAUGGCUGAUGAUGAAAGGGACACAUCAAGACAGCCAGGAGGAUAAGGACUGGGAACGACACUUUCAUCACAGCCCCGGCAAAGGGCUGACGCCUCCGAACAGCAGCCGCCUCAGAAGCAUGCAAAUGCCUGCGGCGUUGACAACACUGACCAAGGAGCAUACUUCACUCCCGAUCUGA